AUGACGAUAUACAGCUUGUACAUCUAUGAUCGACACUGCGCGUGUGUAUACUAUCACGACUGGCAUCGCGCAAAGCGACCAAAACCAGCCAACGAAGGCGGAGGCCUAUACAAUGCCGUAAAUCGUGGUGUGGCUCCCCAGUCGUCGGAAUCUUCAGUCCAAACCACACCUACGUUCAACAGCCCUAGGAACACGCUCUCGCUCAAUACUGGUCAUGUCGUGGCGGUUGGCGAACCCACAACGCCUCUGCCUCAGCAAACGGAGCACGAGGUCUCGAAGAGCAAUGCCCUUCCGUUCGACGAGGAGGCGAAACUUGUCUAUGGCGUCGUGAUCUCGCUGCGAAACAUGGUCAAGAAACUCUCGGGAAGAGACGAGCUUUUUACCAGCUACCGCACAUCAGCAUACAGACUUCACCUCUUAGAGACAGUAUCGGGCUAUAAAUUCGUCAUGCUUAGCGACCCCAACACCGACAACCUCCGCUUCGUUAUGCGCCAACUGUACAAUGGCCCUUUCAUUGACUACGCCGUCCGCAAUCCUCUCGUUCCGAUGGAUUCGAGAGAGCAGGGCAUUGAUAAUGACUACUUCCGCGCUGCUACAGACCGCUUUAUACGUGGACUUUCAGUGUUUGGUCCAUAA
This is a messenger RNA of Coniophora puteana RWD-64-598 SS2, 636 nucleotides long. Its product is annotated as snare-like protein. The record is from RefSeq and is a predicted model, not a curated record. NCBI's taxonomy places the organism in Eukaryota, Fungi, Basidiomycota, Agaricomycetes, Boletales, Coniophoraceae. The transcript has 3 exons. Gene Ontology annotation, cellular component: TRAPP complex. The coding region runs from base 1 to 636 and encodes 211 amino acids. Gene Ontology annotation, biological process: endoplasmic reticulum to Golgi vesicle-mediated transport.